Chrysochloris asiatica (Cape golden mole) is the source of this 971-nucleotide messenger RNA. RefSeq names its product olfactory receptor 4K2-like. Gene Ontology annotation, molecular function: olfactory receptor activity; G protein-coupled receptor activity. The transcript has a single exon. Gene Ontology annotation, biological process: G protein-coupled receptor signaling pathway. The coding region runs from base 18 to 971 and encodes 317 amino acids. NCBI's taxonomy places the organism in Eukaryota, Metazoa, Chordata, Mammalia, Afrosoricida, Chrysochloridae. The record is from RefSeq and is a predicted model, not a curated record. Gene Ontology annotation, cellular component: membrane.
AUCCACCUAUCAAGACAAUGGAUGUUUCCAAUAAGUCAGCUGUGUCUGAAUUUGUUUUGCUGGGACUCUCUAAUUCCUGGGAGCUACAGAUGUUUUUCUUCAUGGUAUUUUCAUUGUUUUAUGUGGUUACAAUGGUGGGUAACAGUCUCAUUGUCAUCACAGUUGUAGUUGACUCUCACCUACAUUCUCCUAUGUAUUUCUUGCUUGCCAAUCUUUCAGUCAUUGAUAUGUCUCUUGCUUCCUUUGCCACUCCCAAGAUGAUUACCGACUACCUCACUGGACACAAAACCAUCUCUUUUGAUGGUUGCAUAACCCAGAUAUUUUUCCUACAUCUUUUUACUGGAACUGAGAUUAUUUUACUCAUGGCUAUGUCCUUUGACAGGUAUAUUGCAAUAUGUAAACCCCUCCGCUAUGCCUCAAUCAUAAGCCCCCAGGUAUGUGUGGCUCUUGUGGUGGCUUCCUGGGUUGUGGGAGUCAUGCAUUCAAUGAGCCAGGUCAUAUUUGCCCUCACAUUACCAUUCUGUGGUCCCAAUAAGGUAGACAGCUUUUUCUGUGAUCUUCCUGUGGUGUUCCAAUUGGCUUGUAUAGAUACUAAUGUUCUAGGUCUCUUUAUGAUCUCAACAAGUGGCAUAAUUGCCUUGUCUUGCUUUAUUCUGUUAUUUAAUUCAUAUGUUAUUGUCUUGAUUACUAUCAAGCAACAUUCUUCUAGAGGAUCAUCUAAGGCCCUUUCCACCUGCACAGCUCAUUUCAUUGUUGUCUUCAUGUUCUUUGGACCAUGCAUCUUCAUCUACAUGUGGCCCCUAAGUAACUUUCUGAUAGACAAGAUCUUGUCAGUGUUUUAUACAAUCUUUACUCCUGUUCUGAACCCAAUAAUAUAUACCUUGAGGAAUCAGGAUGUUAAGAUAGCCAUAAAGAAACUGAAGAACAGAUUUCUAAAUUCCAACAAGGCAACUCCUCAACAUUAUUUUUAA